AAUAUCAUAGCGCGACAAGCCUUAGAGAACCUCGAUUGAAGAGUAGUUGAAAAGUUCAUGUGUCGGCUUUUGAGCGAUUCAGGUGAAUUGUGUAUUUGUACUUCGAUAAAAAAAAAACUAUAUUCCCAAAUUUAAAAUGGCUCCACCAUCAUAUGCUGAUCUUGGCAAACAAGCCCGUGAUGUAUUCAACAAGGGAUAUAAUUUUGGAGUUUGGAAAUUGGACGUGAAAACAAAGACCAACACCGGUGUUGAAUUCUCAACUAGUGGACACUCAAACCAAGAAAGUGGAAAAGUAUUUGGUUCACUUGAAACCAAAUAUAAGGUUCCCGAAUACGGUUUAACCUUCUCGGAAAAAUGGAACACAGACAAUACAUUGUUCACUGAUAUAACUCACAAUGAUAAAUUGUUGAAAGGAUUGAAAUUGACAUUCGAAGGUACAUUUGCACCACAAUCAGGUAACAAAACUGGCAAAGUCAAGGCCUCCUAUGGUCACGACUUGGUUACUGUAAACAGCGAUGUUAACUUGGAUUUGGCUGGUCCGGUUGUUAAUGCAUCAGCUGUUGUCGGAUAUGAAGGUUGGCUAGCUGGUUACCAAACUGCAUUUGAUACGCAAAAAACCAAGCUGGUCACAAAUAACUUUGCUUUGGGAUACACAAAUAAAGAACUUGCCGUAACUACAACCGUGAAGGAUGGACAAGAAUUCAAUGGAUCCAUUUUCCAUAAAGUCAAUGAUGACUUGAACGCUGGUGUUCAAUUGGCCUGGACUUCAGGAUCAAACGCAACCAAAUUCGGCAUUGGCGCCCAAUACUGUUUGGAUAAAAACAGCAGCGUUCGCGCAAAGAUCAGCAAUGACAGCCUUAUUGGUCUUGGAUUCCAGACAAAGGUUCGUCCAGGUGUCUUGUUGGCAUUGAGUACUUUGGUUGAUGGCAAAAACUUCAACACUGGUGGCCACAAAGUAGGCAUCGCUCUUGAGCUUGAGGCUUAAGUGAAAAAUUUCACCGGAUCGAAAAAUUGACCAUUUUUUUGUCCAAUCAAUUAGAGAAUAUUUGUUCAACAUUUAACAUAAUAAGACAAACAAAAUCAAAAUGAAUAAUAACCUAAACAUUUAAUUGAAUCUCACAUAGAUCAGGUGAGCAAUAUUCCAAUUGGAUGAUUAAAAACCGCUUUUUAUUAAGUUUUGUUAAUUUGCAUUCAUUUAAAAUUAAUUGAAAACGGUCCGACACAAACAGAAAUGUAUUUUCAAUUAAUUCAUUAAAUUAGAAAAUUCAAUCAGAAUAAAUAAAA
Messenger RNA from Contarinia nasturtii (swede midge), 1284 nucleotides. RefSeq names its product voltage-dependent anion-selective channel-like. Gene Ontology annotation, cellular component: mitochondrial outer membrane. Bases 137 to 985 code for a protein of 282 amino acids. The record is from RefSeq and is a predicted model, not a curated record. The transcript is spliced from 6 exons. Gene Ontology annotation, molecular function: voltage-gated monoatomic anion channel activity. NCBI's taxonomy places the organism in Eukaryota, Metazoa, Arthropoda, Insecta, Diptera, Cecidomyiidae. Gene Ontology annotation, biological process: monoatomic anion transmembrane transport.